GGAGGAGGAGGAGGAAGAUGAUCCUCUUUACUGAGACGGAUCCAAACAGCAACAGGUGGAAGCUGCAGAAGAAACAUGGGCAACACGGACAGUAAACUUCUCUUCAGGAAGGCGGUGAUUCAGCUCACGACGAAAACACAGCCCGUUGAAGCCACAGACGACGCCUUCUGGGAUCAGUUCUGGGCCGACACCUCCACCACCGUGCAGGAUGUCUUCGCUCUGGUGCCGGCGGCCGAGAUCAGAGCCGUCAGAGAGGAGUCUCCGUCAAACCUGGCAACCCUCUGCUAUAAGGCCGUGGAGAGGUUGGUCCAGGGCGCGGACUCGGGCUGCCCCUCGGAGAAGGAGCGCCACAUCGUCCUGAACUGCACCCGCCUGCUCACGCGCAUCCUGCCGUACAUCUUCGAGGACGCCGACUGGAGGGGCUUCUUCUGGUCCACUGUGCCCGGAGCUGGCAGAGCUGGGCGUUUGGACGAUGAUGGCGAAGAUGACGAUGAAGCUCGGCCACUGGCUGAGUCGCUGCUGAUGGCCAUCGCCAACCUUCUCUUCUGCCCAGAUUUCACCGCCCAGAGCCACAAGAAGAGCGCGGACACGGUGGAGGACGUCCGCUCCAUCGACAGCUGUGAGUACAUCUGGGAGGCCGGAGUCGGCUUCGCUCAGUCUCCUCCUCUGAACUACGUCCACGACCUCAACAGGACGGAGCUGCUGAAGCUGCUCCUCACGUGUUUCUCUGAGGCCAUGUACCUUUCUCCGUCCUCUGAAAGUAAAACCCUCAACCCCUGGGUCACGUUUUUCUGCUCCGUGGAAAGCAGACACGCCCUGCCUCUGUUCACCUCGCUGCUCAACGUGGUGUGCGCCUACGACCCCGUGGGUUACGGCAUCCCGUACAACCACCUGCUCUUCUCUGACUACCGGGAGCAGCUGGUGGAACAGGCCGUCCAGAUCCUUACCGUCACCCUGGAGCACGAAGCCGGGUCGGCCACCGGCACCGCCCUGCUGGCCCUGGAUGCCACCGCAGCCCCCACGGCUGAGGAGGAGCAGGAGGUCCGAGGAGUACGAAUGAAUCCACGAGUUCAUAUAAAUGAUUGUUGGUCAAAACAGAUACUGAUUCCGAUUAUUUUUCAGCCUUCGGGACCUGAUAACCUCUUUGUGAACUAUCUGUCCAGGAUCCACAGAGAAGAGGACCUGGGCUUCAUCCUGAAGGGUCUGGCUCGUCUGCUCAGUAAUCCUCUGGUCCAGACCUACCUGCCUCGUUCCGCCAAGAAGAUCCAGUUCCACCAGGAGCUGCUGAUCCUCUUCUGGAAGUUCUGCGACUUCAACAAGAAAUUCCUGUUCUUCGUGCUGAAGAGCAGUGAUGUGUUGGACAUGCUGGUUCCCAUCCUGUUCUACCUGAACGAUGCCAGAGCGGAUCAGUCUCGUGUCGGCCUCAUGCACAUCGGCGUGUUCAUCCUCCUGCUGCUGAGUGGAGAGAGAAACUUUGGUGUUCGCCUGAACAAGCCGUACACGCUUCCUGUUCCCAUGGACAUUCCUGUGUUUUCAGGAAACCACGCCGACCUGGUCAUUGUGGUCUUUCACAAAAUCGUCACCAGUGGUCACCAGCGCCUGCAGCCUCUCUUCGACUGUCUGCUCACCAUCAUAGUGAACAUUUCUCCUUAUCUGAAGAGUCUGUCCAUGGUGGCGGCCAACAAGCUGCUCCACCUCCUGGAGGCCUUCUCCACACCCUGGUUCCUCUUCUCCUCCACCCAGAACCACCACCUGGUCUUCUUCCUGCUGGAGGUCUUCAACAACAUCAUCCAGUAUCAGUUUGAUGGUAACUGUAACCUGGUGUACGCCAUCAUCCGCAAGCGAAACGUCUUCCACCACUUGGCCAACCUGCCGUCAGACGAGGAGUCCAUUCAGAAGGCCCUGCAGAAGAAGAAGAGGUCGUCCAGGGUCUCCAGGGCCAACUCGGUAGUGAGCGAGUCCAUGGAGGGCUCCACACCGGCGGUACCUGCGGAGCCCGGCACGCUCAAAACCAGCCUAGAGGCCACUCCAGGAAUCGAUAAGAUAACGGAGAAGUCUCAUGUGACAGAGAACGGCACCAUGGUCGCUCUCCCACUGUCGGACUCUCCGCAGGCGGCUGCAGAUAACGGUGCGACGGCCGGAGCCAGCGACACAGAGUCCAACUCGGAGAGAGACCACGAGAUCCUCACAGAGUCCGAAUCCACGAGGAGUCGCUUGUCAUCAGAGACCGGCGUCGCUAAUCCAGACUGGGUGUUGUCGUGGAAGGCGAAGCUUCCUCUGCAGACCAUCAUGCGGCUGCUGCAGGUGCUGGUUCCUCAGGUGGAGAAGAUUUGCAUCGACAAGGGUUUGACCGACGAGUCAGAAAUCCUGAAGUUCCUCCAGCACGGGACGCUCGUCGGCCUCCUGCCCAUCCCUCAUCCUAUUCUCAUCAGAAAGUACCAGGCCAACGCCGGCACGGCCAUGUGGUUCCGCACGUACACGUGGGGAGUCAUUUACUUACGCAACUUGGAUCCUCCCAUCUGGUACGACACGGACAUCCGGCUGUUUGAUAUCCAGAGGAUUUAGAGGAGCCGCUGGAGACGUACGUCCGACGCCCUCGCACCUCAGCUCGGAUCGCUGAGCGUCUCACAGCUUUACGGAUGUUUUUAAAGACAACAAGCAGCGACAAUCUUCAUCUUGUGAAAGGAUGAAUCGUAUAAACGAGUCUGAAUCGUAAGCAGAUGCAGAAGAAGUGUAACAUAAGUGAUUUAUUGAGAAUUCAAUUCUUCAUUUUGCCAAAUAGAUAAAUUCUGUGUUCGGAGGUGCAAUGAGAAGUUGUUGCACGAAGAUUUGCGUUUUUGUACAGAACUGUUUUCUGUUUCUAAUCCUCACGUGUGUACGAAUGAGGCUGAAGGACACUGAUGGACUGAAACGUUUCUCUCUGUGCUGAGAGGAAACAAAACAUCGUCCGAGAAGGAAACAGAAAAUGUGUUUUCUCUUACUGAAACAGUAAGAAACCCACUUUGACAGCUGAAUGUGACAUGUUUUAUUCUGUCAGAAUAAAAAAAUACAUGUUUAAUCUCACAGGAAAUGAUUUAAUGAACACGUAUGUUAUAACUCAACAGAUUCUUGAACCUGUCGCCAGAGAUACAAUGUUUGUAAUGUACGUCUGUACAAUUUAACAUUUACUUAACAUUUCAGAGGACGAUAUUGUGCAUUUAUCUAACGGCUGGUUUUACUUUACAGAGAAAAUACUAUAAUAUGGCCAUUUAUCAUAUUUAACUUUUUAAACAUUUAAAAAUAUAUAUAUAUUUGGGCCCAAAGCAGAAAAAAUAAUUAAACAUUUCACAAAAUACUUAAAGUUUUGACAUUUUCAACUUGAACUUUUCUUUGACUCUUGAUGUUUUUUUGACUGUUGAGAUCUGAGAUGCAGGACUUUGUAACGUAGGAUUUGUACUUUGUUGUGUUGGUGCUUUUACUGAAGUAAAACAUCUAAAACAUUC
This is a messenger RNA of Hippoglossus stenolepis (Pacific halibut), 3482 nucleotides long. RefSeq names its product HID1 domain containing b (gene hid1b). NCBI's taxonomy places the organism in Eukaryota, Metazoa, Chordata, Actinopteri, Pleuronectiformes, Pleuronectidae. Gene Ontology annotation, cellular component: Golgi medial cisterna; Golgi trans cisterna; membrane. The record is from RefSeq and is a predicted model, not a curated record. Bases 76 to 2565 code for a protein of 829 amino acids. The transcript has 18 exons.